AAUGUUGCAGAAGAUUCUUGAGAAAAUUAAAAAUAUCAAGAAAAAUGGCUGCCUCCAGAUAUGUCACGAGUUUCGUAAAGUUAUCUCAAAUAAGUGGUACAAAAUUGACUUGUGGAAAUUUUCACAGACUAGUGACAAUUCCCCAAAAUGUGCUGUGUCAACCAAAGCAAAUAAGUAACAUUCUCUUAGCUACCAGGCACUUACAGUUUAGGUGUUACAGCCAAAAGUCCGACAGCAGCAACGAGACACAGACGACGACGGCGAACAAACCGGCUGCAGCUAGUCCAAUAUUAGGUUCAUUUCAAGGUAUGGGAAUUGCAGGAGAGGUUUUAAAGUCCCAAAAUGAAACCGAAGGAAAGCUGAAGUCUUCUCCACCUGGCCAACAACAACAAAACAACAGUGAAGAAGAUGAAGAAGCCAAAAAGAAAAAGGAAGCAGAGGCUAGUUGGAGAACUAUGAAAUACACACUUAUUUUCUUUGGAGUAACACUAAGCGGCCUAAGUGGUUACAUUGUUGGCACAUGGGGAGCACCAGAGAGAGAUGAAGAGGGCAAUGUGAUAGAAGACCAAUUCAGCUCAAAACCUCUGGCACUACAAUAUAUCCUUAGGUCAUGGAAUGCCAUAAUGAACUAUAGUCAAAUGAUUAGAGACCCUUCAAGAGAUAAACUUUUACCUGAUCCUCUGAAAGAGCCAUAUUAUCAGCCUCCUUACACAUUAAUCUUGGAAAUGACUGGUGUUCUAGUCCACCCAGAUUGGACAUAUCAAACUGGUUGGAGGUUUAAGAAGAGGCCAGGAAUAGAUUUUUUUUUGGCACAAGUGGGUCCACCCGCAUUUGAAGUGGUUGUCUACACGGCUGAACAAGCCUUUACGGCCUUUCCCAUAUUAGACGCCUUGGAUCCCAACGGUUACAUCAUGUACCGACUCUUCCGCGACGCUACUCGGUAUGUUGAUGGUCAUCACGUGAAAGAUCUUGACUGCAUCAAUCGCGAUCCAUCAAAAGUGAUUGUCCUCGAUUGGAACACCCAGUCAGUCAAAUCGCAUCCUCGUAAUGCACUUAGAAUUAAAGAAUGGAAGGGUAACGAUGAUGACAGGACCCUUGUCGACUUGGCUCUACUAUUGAAAACAAUUGCUACGUCAGAAGUCCAAGAUGUGCGAGAAGUGCUGGAUUUCUACAACCAAUUCGACGAUCCUAUCGAAGCAUUUCGGGAAAAUCAACGGAAACUUCAAGAACAACAGGAACUGAUGGAACGAAUGAAUCAAGAGAAACAAAUUCUACCAGCUACAUCUGUUGCCCGUGGUCUAUUUGGUCGGCGAUUUUGAUUCAGCAAGUCUCGUUUCUAGUAUAUUAAUUCGAAUAAAUCACCGAUCGAAAGUU
Daphnia pulex (common water flea) is the source of this 1374-nucleotide messenger RNA. RefSeq names its product mitochondrial import inner membrane translocase subunit TIM50-C-like. Gene Ontology annotation, molecular function: phosphoprotein phosphatase activity. Bases 45 to 1319 code for a protein of 424 amino acids. NCBI's taxonomy places the organism in Eukaryota, Metazoa, Arthropoda, Branchiopoda, Diplostraca, Daphniidae. The record is from RefSeq and is a predicted model, not a curated record. The transcript is spliced from 6 exons.